UCUCUCUCUCUCCUAAGAGCUCGAAGACGAAAACCUCACUCUUUCGAAUUUGAAUCGCAAUUCCCGCCUUUACUUUACUCGCACUCCCACGGAGCCACCAAAGAUGGAGGCUCUCUACUCGAAACUCUACGAUAAGUACACUAAAUUGAUGGCAAAAAGAUUGACUGAACUGGAUGAGGUCAAUAAAGAUCAAGAAGUGAAAUUUGUGAACUAUGUAGCUGUGGCAGAGGAGUUAAUUCAACACUUGAAGGAUGAAAACAAGAAAUUGCAUUCUCAAGUUAAUGAAUUGAGAAGCGAAGUUGCCUUGACUAGGGUUUCUCAGGAUGAGCAGUGUGCUGAGUAUCAGAAACUGUGGAUGGAAGAAAGCCAGAGGAAUAAAGUGCUUUUGGAAGAGGUUGAGAGGCUGAAAAAGCUGCAGCAGGACGAUGCUCUUAGCAGUCAAAAAGACAGAAAUAACAGGGAGAUGAGUACACCUAGAGACGAUAAAAUUGUAUCACAGGAAUUAUAUGAUAGCUCAUCCGGAACAAUGACAAGUAAAAGCAGGAGGUGUUCUGAAACUGAAACGGGCAUGGCCAGACCUUGUGGCAGUGGUCAAGACAACGCUAUCCUAAUAACAUCAGCGAGCUUGAACAAGGAAGGUUUGACUAGUUCGGCUCAUGUGAGCAUUCAACAGCCAGAAUGCUGUAGAAGAGCUAUUGACAGAACAAGUGAUGGUUUACAUGACAAUGACACUGCCAACUGUCUGUUUCAAGCCGUUGUUGAGUACUUGGUGGGCUUGAAAUUCUCCGUCGUUACUCAAAAUGAAGGAAUAUGCAUAUCGGCUGAGCACCAAUCAAGUGGUUACUCCUUCAGCCUGACGUGGGUAGAGAAGGAACAUGGAAAAGAAGUAGAACUGCUAUACCAUGUCUUAUCGCUAGGAACAUUAGAGCGGAUAGCCCCACAGUGGAUGAAGGAGGCCAUCAUGUUCAGCACAACCAUGUGCCCGAUCUUCUUCGAAAGGGUAUCCUGUGUCGUGAAGCUCUUCUCGUAGACUUUUCUCUUUACUUCUCAAGUUGUAUAUUGCUGUUCUUAUGAAUAUGAUUUAACCUUGAUUCUUUGUAAAUUGAACUGCUUGUCUUCGGGUUUGAAACCACUACGAUAAAGAUGAU
Molecule: messenger RNA, 1148 nt
Organism: Morus notabilis
Lineage: Eukaryota; Viridiplantae; Streptophyta; Magnoliopsida; Rosales; Moraceae
Exons: 9
Coding region: 104-1030 (308 amino acids)
Biological process (GO): developmental process involved in reproduction
Source: RefSeq, a predicted model, not a curated record